AUGUCGACGCACUCUAAAGCAUGCUGCACCGUCCCUCCAAUUGUCGCCAAGGACUACACUCUCAAAGGAACCUUCGCCGAAAUUGGCGGCCUUAGAACCUAUGUUACCGGCAACAAAAAUGCCAAAUUUGCCGUCCUGUCAUUAUUUGACAUCUUCAGCUACUCCCCCCAGAUCCAGCAAGGCGCCGAUAUCAUUGCUGCCUCUGGAGAUUAUCUCGUUGUGAUGCCCGACUACUUCAUGGGCAACAUCCUCGACCACACCCUUUACCCCCCAGAUACCCCCGAGAAGUGGGCUAUCAUUAAAGCCUUUGUCCAUGAUUGGGCCGACUUUCAGAAGGGCAUAGAAAACACCAAGGUGUUUCUUCCUGCGCUCAAGGAACAAUAUAAGUCCAUUGAAAGCAUCGCAGCCGUCGGCUUCUGCUGGGGCGGAAAGGUCGCGGUGCUCAUGUCUGGUGAAGACACACCUUUCAAAGUGACAAUCCAAGUUCACCCAGGACAGUUUGAUGCGGAGGACGCAAAGGGUGUGACAAUCCCGCAUAUGAUACUUGCAUCCAAGGAUGAGCCUGCGGAGGCGAUCGCUGGGAGUGCAGAGGCCCUUAAGAACUCUAAGGUCGAGGCCGUGAGGAACGCGGCUGUCGUUGAGACGUAUCCGACUAUGCCGCAUGGGUGGAUGGCGGCCAGAGCUAACUUGAGUGAUGAGGGGAAUGUGAAGGAGUAUGAGAGGGGAUAUAAGCAGGUUGUAAACUAUCUGCAGGAACACCUGAACGCUGCAGCGUAG
This is a messenger RNA of Morchella importuna, 777 nucleotides long. RefSeq lists its product as uncharacterized. NCBI's taxonomy places the organism in Eukaryota, Fungi, Ascomycota, Pezizomycetes, Pezizales, Morchellaceae. The coding region runs from base 1 to 777 and encodes 258 amino acids. The transcript has 5 exons. The record is from RefSeq and is a predicted model, not a curated record. Gene Ontology annotation, molecular function: hydrolase activity.